Molecule: messenger RNA, 2123 nt
Organism: Verruconis gallopava
Lineage: Eukaryota; Fungi; Ascomycota; Dothideomycetes; Venturiales; Sympoventuriaceae
Exons: 3
Coding region: 219-1508 (429 amino acids)
Molecular function (GO): protein binding
Source: RefSeq, a predicted model, not a curated record
CUUGGUGUCGCUAAGGUCAAGCCCCACCGAACGAGUAUUAACUCGCCAUGCACCGCCUGUCUGCUUGAUCAGCUUUGCUCUUCCCUUGCCCGCAUCAUUCGCUCCUUCACGACUUGCUUCCUGGAUCGAUCGUGCUCUGCUUCAGACCCAGUCUUGGUCUCUAUCUCUGGCAGACCCUAGCCGAGUUGGAACGGCUCUGAUUUCAACGAGAAGAAUUGAUGGCCGGACCUGCAAGCCCUGACGCUGGACCGGACGAUACACAAGUCCCGCUUUUGCCUACAGGCUGGAUUGCCCAGUGGGAUUCUAGCUUGCGCAAGUAUUAUUACGUCCAAAUAUCCACAGGACAGUCGACGUGGGAGAAGCCCACCGAACCUGCCCCGGGCGCACCUACCGGUUCAGCGACAUCAACUCCAGCACAAGGCAAUCCCACGCAUCCCCCUCCAAUAGAUCACGUAAUGGACAGCGACGGCGAACACAAACGGGAUGGUCACAGAGGCAUGGAGAGCGACCAGCACGGAGAGAGCACUGACAGGGCUGGAGGUCUGAGUGGCUUCGCAAUGAACGCACUUCUAGGUGGUGGUAAGCAAAAUUCGGGCCACAGUGGUGGUUCCAAUAAUCUGGUAGGUCAACUAGCUGGUAGCUUUUUAGGAGGAGGAAAGCAGUCUCAUGGUGGAUCCAACGCUCACGGAGGUGGAGCAAGUGGACUUGUCGGUCAGCUGGCGUCUGGGCUAUUUAACUCAGGAAGUUCGCAUGGUGUAUCGCAAGGCCCCUCUGGACAGCAACACGGCUCAUCCAGCAGCGGUCAUACUUCUGGGAGUCUUGGAGGAAGCCUCGGUGGCAUCAUCGGUAGCUUGGUUAGUGGCUCCCAUGGACAGACACAUAAUAACCAGAACUUCGGCUAUGGUUCGACGGGCCAGACAGGCACCUACCAUGGCACUGCUCCAAGUGUGCAAUACCAACCACCAAGCCAGCUUUCGCACACUGGCGCCUAUUCAUCUCCUCCACCCUCGCAGCCGUACGGCGCGACACCCCAUGCGCAGAGCUCGUACAAUCCACCGCCGCCGCAGAGUCAAUACAGUGGUCAAACUCAUACUCCCUCGCCAUAUCCUGGACCGCAGAAUCAUAACGAACAGGCACAUGGCCAAGGUUCGCCCGAUGAGCCCUCGCACGGCUAUAGCGGUCAGCAGUACGGUCAUGGACCUAACUCAAGUCAGCCGCAGUAUGGUGUGACCCAGCACUACGGUGGUUCCCCACAAAAUCAGCAUCCGUCGUACCCGCUCAAUCAACAGUAUCCUCGCCCACAACAAGGGGGCUAUAGUCAGCAAGGCGGCUCAGGCCAUUAUCCACCACCACCAGGGCAAAACUACGCCCAGGCACCGCAUGAACAGCAUAGUGGUAGCUUGUAUGGCCACCCAUCCUAUGGCCAUGGUGGCCCGCAGAAUCAGCUCUACGGUGGUCAAGGUCAAUACAGUAGUAACCAUGGUACCCCUCCUCAACCGGGUUGGUAACCCCCUCGAAAUUUGCGCAUAGCAGAUGUAUAGGUGGGGAGGAGUUCAGGCAUAUCUUUGAGAUAUAUGAGGAUUUUUAACGAGAACUAGCUGCACACUACUGAAGGUGUACAGUGACACCUAGCUCUACAGUAAAUAGCCGGAAAACACUUCAGGCUCACAUCGAACAUUUUUAGUCUGAAGUUUGGACUUUUGCACGACUAAUUGUGACGACGCCCAGAAUUGAAAGCAGGACUCAAGAGAAUAGGGUAACGAGACAUCUCGUUGGGGAUCAUGCUUAUAGUUCGGCGAUGAGUAUAAGCAAGUGGUAUCGAAUGCUUCAUCAACGUAACACUUAUUUCUUGUUUUCUAUAUUUCUUUCCUAUGGCUUCUGUAUCUUUUUUUACCACCGCGAAACCAGGCACAAACUUCUUCAAUAUGCGUAGCUCAAUAGAACGAGACAGUCCAGUUCAUAUCCUCACAAUUUAUCGCUGCAAAGGUAGGGAAAGGAGCAAAACGCAUCUGAGGAUAUGAUCGACACAGGACAGUUAUGUACCACAGGAUAGCUUACGCAUACACUGUGUACAAAAUACUUAAAAAAAUGUAAAGUACCGGACCAAACCGGCCCAUGAGGAA